AUGACAAAUGCUUUGCAAGCCAAAAGUAAAUAUGGCUUUGUUGAUGGAUCCAUUACACGUCCAUUAUUUGGAGCACAAGAGGAAUCUGCAUGGAUUAAAUGCAAUUCAAUGGAAGAACGUCAACAAUUAAUAGUGGAUUCCAAAUUACCAUCCAUUGAAGCGGUAACUUUCUUUAGCAACAACUCAAAGGCUAAUACCAAUCGAAAAUCCACAAGCAGUCAAGAUCUCUCCAAACUAUUUUGUGAACAUUGCAAAAAGUCAAGGCACAUUAAAGAGACUUGUUUUGAGCUCCAUGGCUAUCCUGAAUGGUGGGAGAAAGGCAAGAAAUCAUCUAAACCAAAGGCAGCCAACAGUGCACAACAUUUGGAGAAAGAUGAAGGCAACACUAGUACUGUCCUGAUUGUUGGAUUAACAAUUGAGCAAUACGCUCAACUCAUAUCCAUGCUAACCUUGAAAAGAGUCAAACCUCUACAGCCAAUUUUGCAGGAUUUACCCAUGAGGAAGCUGAUUGGAAUGGCUGAAAUGCGAGAUGGACUUUAUCAUUUUCAUGCAAUAAAAAAUUAUACAGCAGCAACCGCCGCUACCCAAACUUCUUCAGUCACACCACAUGACAUCAACGUAUUGGAUAUUUGUCUUUUGAUAGGAUGUAUAUUCUUAAAGAUUUAGGUCCAUUUUCUUUUAAGUUUUUCAAUAAAUGUUGCGAC
Messenger RNA from Gossypium raimondii (Peruvian cotton), 704 nucleotides. RefSeq lists its product as uncharacterized. Lineage: Eukaryota; Viridiplantae; Streptophyta; Magnoliopsida; Malvales; Malvaceae. The coding region runs from base 1 to 666 and encodes 221 amino acids. The record is from RefSeq and is a predicted model, not a curated record. The transcript has 3 exons.